Molecule: messenger RNA, 477 nt
Organism: Eimeria mitis
Lineage: Eukaryota; Apicomplexa; Conoidasida; Eucoccidiorida; Eimeriidae
Exons: 1
Coding region: 1-477 (158 amino acids)
Source: RefSeq, a predicted model, not a curated record
AUGCAAACAAUCAGUUUCUUAGGCUUUCGUGUUUCUGCAGCAGGAGUCCAACCAGAUCCGGCUAAGAUCGAGGCGAUUCAGCGGUGGCCGCUACCGCUGUACACGCGGACGGACGCUCAGAAGUUCCUCGGGCUCGCCUCAUACUUUCGCAAUUUUAUUCCGGGGUUCGCUUGCAUUGCUGCCCCUCUAACUGACUUCCUCAAGAAGGAGAAGCAGUUUAUUUGGACGGAGAACGAGGAUGAAGCCGCCCGACGCCUCAUCGGGCACCUGACAUCAUCCCCAGUACUCGCGCUCCCUGAUUUUGAUAAACCCUUUUUCCUUACGACCGAUGCCAGUGACACCGCUGUCGGGGUUAUGCUCUCUCAGCAGGCUCUUGGUUCGAAAAAGCAUCAGAUAAUCGCUUGCUACUCGCACCGCUUCACAGAGAGGGAGAAAAAGUAUCCGGUCAGGGAAAAGGAGCUUUACGAGGUCUGGUAG